CAGGGGGUUGGAAUUGGAGGAGCUUUAAGCUCCCUUCAACUCAAACCAUGCUGUGAUUCUAUGCUCCACAGAGGUUCAGUGCCCCGUCCCACAUAUCACCCAUGGACAGCUGGAAUCUGCACAGAACUUCACCUCGGGCAGCACAGCCACACUCAAGUGCGAUGCCGGCUACAUGCCCCUGGGUGCCACCAGCACCGUGCGGUGCCUGAGUAAUGGCAGAUGGCACCCACGGGUGCCCGACUGCAUCCCAGGUCACUGUUCCUACCCUCCUGUCAUUGACCACAUGGACCGAAACCCUCAGCGCGAGUUUCCAGUCGGGACAACCGUUACCUACUUCUGCAGACCUGGAUAUACUUUGCUCCCUGGAGUGUCUCCAGUAACUACUUGUCUUAAAAAUUUCACAUGGACCAGAAUCCCAAAGCUUUGCCAGAAGGUGCAGUGUCCCAGCCCGGAUAUCCAACAUGGGAGGGAAAUCGGUCCCAGGAAAGAUGAAUACAGCUUUGGGCACCAUGUGGAAUUUCAGUGCGAGCCUGGCUAUGUGCUGAGGGGCAACCAGAGGAUCCAGUGCUGGUCUGAUGGGACAUGGAGACCCCCCGUGCCAUACUGCGACAAGGUCUGUGGUCCCCCCCCAAAAAUCGCCAAUGGGCAGCCCACCAACUUGAGAACGGAGCUGUUCCCCUAUGGCUCGGAAGUGAAGUACAAUUGUGUGGAGGGUCUGUCCCUCAUUGGGGACGACUCCGUCUACUGCACCUCUGAUGAUGGCGUGAACUUGACAUGGAGCGGACCUGCCCCGGAGUGCAGGGUGGUCCGGUGCCCCAGGCCCGUGGUCGAGAGGGGCAGGAUGACUCCACAGAGCUUCACGUUUCCCUAUGGAGCAGCCGUGCACUUCUCCUGUGACGAAGGCUUCAUGCUGCAUGGCGAUGCCGAGAGCCGGUGCCUGGCUGAUGGCACCUGGCACCCUCCCCUGCCCUCCUGCCAGCCCGUUCUGUGUCCACAACCACACGUGGCCAAUGGGAGGCUGAAUAGCACUUUGGAUGGUCAAAUGUGGUACCAAGCAAAUGAGACUGUUACAUUUGAAUGCUUCCACGGAUACCACCUUUCAGACCUGUCUUCGACAGCCACAUGCUUGCCUGAUGGCAACUGGACACCGUUGCCCAAGUGUAAGAAAGAUGGUGAUGCUGAUGUAUGCGAAGAGGUUCAUUACAUUAAAACAGUCUUUGAAUGCGAUGUACCUAUAGCAGAAGUGAAAACUCUGCUGGAAAUACAAAAGCUGUUUCUGGAGAUUAAAAAACUAAACAUGGAACUAGAAAACCUGAACAAGUGAGUCCAAAAAUGCACUGUAAGGAUCCCCUUUCCUCUGGUGAACAUGCAGUUUGUGUAGUCACAGUAUCUAUAAGAAGAUUCUCAGUGACUUUACGGUUUGUACUUGCAUGCCUAUAGCCAGAGAAAUAAUAAUCAGUGUAUUGGAGGUUGCUUUUGCUGCGCUAAACGCUAGAGCCCAGAGGGGUUUUUGCUCUUUUCCUUAAAUCUGACAAGUUUGUUUUGCUAUUUAACAAGCGUCUUGUGUCACAUUUUUGUAUUAGGAAGCAUGGUAAGAAAGUAAAUUGAGCUCUGAGUCACUGCUAAGCCAAGAGAAGGGGGACUGAAGUUCACAGAAGUACACUUCCAGCUAAGAUGAGUGGCCAGUGGUUCUCUCUGAAGGUGCUUGUGCACAUAUGCCUCACCGUCUGUCUGUGCUGAACUCCGCCUCUCAUAGCACCCGCAUAAUCCUGCUAUCUAGGAAUAGUAGUGAAGUGAGUGUUUAACUACAUGAUUUCCUGUUAAUCUAGCUCGUGAUUUCUAUUCAUCUAGUUAAGGGUGGUUACAUAGAAGAAGUGCAUUUGUAAAGACUUCUAUUUGCUUAUCCCUGGAUUUAAGAGGCAACAGGUUUCUGAUCCAGCACUGGACUCGGAUAUCCAUGUUGGCAUCAUCCCCAUUUCUGGCAAGCAAAUGCUAAGAAUAGAUAUUGUAACUUUAUGUGUAGGAAUAAGACAGCAAAGCUUGUUCUUAUUACUCAAUAAACGAUGAUUUAUAGUUUA
Strigops habroptila (Kakapo) is the source of this 2078-nucleotide messenger RNA. Its product is annotated as C4b-binding protein alpha chain-like. NCBI's taxonomy places the organism in Eukaryota, Metazoa, Chordata, Aves, Psittaciformes, Psittacidae. The coding region runs from base 173 to 1324 and encodes 383 amino acids. The transcript has 7 exons. The record is from RefSeq and is a predicted model, not a curated record.